AUGGCAACUGCUUCGGCUUUCGAUUCUUCUCCUCUAUCAGAUCUUGAGGUUGAUCCUCAGUUAGUCUUGAAGGAUGCAAUCUCAGUUAUCGAUCUGGUACCCAGCUGGUCUCCCGGAAGUACCUAUUCUUACAAAUUAAAGAACAAACAGAAAUCGGCAAUUGAUGUAGCUACAUUCAGUACGAAAUUGUAUGGAAAUGUGCACUGGAGUGCAAGGAAUACCAACCUUGGAAAAACAUUCAGUGCAGACCAAUUGCAGAACUUCAAGUCUUACUUCGAUAAGUAUUUGAUUGGCUCGUUCGACUUGGAAUCAGCACUGACUCAUACGCAUUAUGAAAAGGAAUAUAUCCAUGAAAUUGAAAGUAUUAGAGUUGAGCCUGUUUCCUUAGGUACAGAAUACAUUGUACCUAAAGGAUUUGAAUGUUUUGCUUAUACGAUCCAAGCCAUAUAUAAGCUACAAUUCCCAUUGAAAAGAAGAAAUUUCUUUGAAUUGGUUCUAGUUUAUAAGUCAGAUACUGUAUCUUAUGUAGUUUCAAUCCCAAUACAGCCAAAGCUUUUCAAGGAACCAAACUAUUCCGAUUCAUAUGCCAUAUUAGCAAAGUACACUUCCAUUGAAAAAGUUGAGUACAACUCUGAUUCCUCCAUCAAAUGGACUAUGUGUACUUGCUCUAGCCCCGGUGGUAACAUUCCUGACUUCGUAGCCAAUCUAUCCAUGAAUAAGGUCAUAUCUAGAGACGUUCCGAGUUUCUUAGAUUGGGCAGCAUCCCAGGAAGGCACGAAUGAUAAGAACUAG
Molecule: messenger RNA, 792 nt
Organism: Dujonia railenensis
Lineage: Eukaryota; Fungi; Ascomycota; Pichiomycetes; Serinales; Debaryomycetaceae
Source: the annotation of a GenBank genome assembly